Alosa sapidissima (American shad) is the source of this 1341-nucleotide messenger RNA. It is a transcript of the gene ackr3a, whose product is annotated as atypical chemokine receptor 3a. Gene Ontology annotation, biological process: vasculogenesis; G protein-coupled receptor signaling pathway; angiogenesis. Gene Ontology annotation, molecular function: chemokine binding; coreceptor activity; G protein-coupled receptor activity. Gene Ontology annotation, cellular component: membrane. The record is from RefSeq and is a predicted model, not a curated record. The transcript is spliced from 2 exons. Lineage: Eukaryota; Metazoa; Chordata; Actinopteri; Clupeiformes; Clupeidae. The coding region runs from base 194 to 1312 and encodes 372 amino acids.
CUUGCGGGCGAGGCUAUAUGAACAAGUGUGUGCAGCGGUUCUGCACUCUUGCUGAAAUUGGACGGAGUAGCCUAGGCACAGUCGUCUUCGGUAGCCUAUCCCUCAAGAACGUCCGGGAGGAUAGGAGGUCACAGUCAACUUAUCUACUGACGAGCAAGCAAACUUUCUCUGGAUUUAAACUGCCAACGGAGAGAUGAGCAUUGAGAUGUCGGAAAUCUUUCCCUUCUUGGAGGACCUGAACUUCACGGAUGUGAACAACACGCACUUUGAGAUUUGCCACACGGUGUUCGACCGCGGCGCGCUCCUCCGGGCCAUGUGCACACUCUACGUGUUCAUCUUCGUGGUGGGCCUGGCGGCCAACGCGCUGGUGGUGUGGGUGAACGUGCGCACCGAGCACCAUCACCGCCACCGCCACGAAACGCACAUGUACAUCCUCAACCUGGCCGUGGCCGACCUGUGCGUGGUGGCCACGCUGCCCGUGUGGGUCAGCUCGCUGGCGCAGGGCGGCCACUGGCCGUUCGGCGAGGCCGCCUGCAAGCUCACGCACCUGCUCUUCAGUGUCAACCUCUUCGCCAGCAUCUUCUUCCUGGCCUGCAUGAGCCUGGACCGCUACUUGUCAGUGGCACACUUCGGCGACGGUGCGUCGUCAUCCACGUCAGGCCAGCGGAAGAGGCUGGUGCGCCGGCUGGUCUGUGCUGGUGCCUGGCUCCUAGCGCUGGCCGCCUCCGUGCCGGACGCCUACUUUUUGCGGGCCGUGCCGCACCCCGACGCCACCCAAUGCUACCCCAUCUACCCCGAGGAGAGCCAGCAGGAGUGGAUGGCUGCAGUCCAGCUCAGCUUCGUGGUGCUGGGCUUCGCCGUGCCCUUCCCGGUCAUCGCCGUGUCCUACGCACUACUGGCCAGCGCCCUGUCCUCCCCCUCCUCCUCCUCCUCCUCUUCGCCCCCUGGGGACCACGAGCGCAGGCUCAGUCGCAAGGUCAUCCUCACGUACAUUGUGGUGUUCCUUGUGUGCUGGGCACCCUACCACCUGGUGCUGCUGACGGACGCCCUGGUGCUGCUGGGCUCGCUGCCGAUCAACUGCGCCAUGGAGAACGCACUCUACGUGGCUCUGCACCUCACCCAGUGCCUGUCGCUGCUCCACUGCUGCGUCAACCCUGUGGUGUACAGCUUCAUCCACCGCCACUAUCGCUACGACCUCAUGAAGGCCUUCAUCUUCAAGUACUCCACACGCACGGGCAUCGCCCGCCUCAUGGACAACUCCAACGGAGGGGAGACGGAGUACUCUGCCGUGGAGAACCCUUCACAGCUGUGAGGCGACAGGCAGAGAAGCUCAGGGUAUUU